This is a messenger RNA of Sinocyclocheilus anshuiensis, 6957 nucleotides long. It is a transcript of the gene myo5aa, whose product is annotated as myosin VAa. Gene Ontology annotation, biological process: actin filament organization. The transcript has 39 exons. The record is from RefSeq and is a predicted model, not a curated record. Gene Ontology annotation, molecular function: microfilament motor activity; actin filament binding; ATP binding. Lineage: Eukaryota; Metazoa; Chordata; Actinopteri; Cypriniformes; Cyprinidae. Gene Ontology annotation, cellular component: actin cytoskeleton; cytoplasm; membrane. Bases 63 to 5216 code for a protein of 1717 amino acids.
ACCCAUAUGAGACGCUGCCCAUCUAUGGAACUGACAUUAUUAACGCAUACAGCGGGCAGAAUAUGGGUGACAUGGACCCUCACAUCUUCGCAGUGGCAGAAGAGGCUUACAAACAGAUGGCCAGGGAUGAGAGGAAUCAGUCCAUCAUUGUGAGUGGAGAAUCUGGAGCAGGGAAAACUGUUUCAGCCAAAUAUGCCAUGCGCUUCUUUGCCACAGUCAGCGGCUCUGCCAGUGAAGCAAAUGUGGAAGAAAAAGUUCUGGCAUCCAACCCUAUCAUGGAGUCCAUCGGUAACGCCAAGACCACCAGGAAUGACAAUAGCAGUCGAUUUGGGAAAUACAUUGAGAUAGGCUUUGAUAAGAAGUAUCACAUUAUCGGUGCGAACAUGAGGACAUAUCUCUUGGAGAAAUCACGUGUUGUAUUUCAGGCGGAUGAAGAGAGGAAUUAUCAUAUCUUCUAUCAGCUCUGCGCAUCUGCUCACCUCCCGGAGUUCAAAGCCCUGAAACUUGGAAAGGCUGAUGAUUUUCACUAUACCAAACAGGGUAGGAACCCAGUGAUAGAUGGAACAGAUGAUGCCAAGGAGAUGUCGACCACCAGAAACGCCUUCACACUGCUAGGUGUAAAUGAGUCCUAUCAGUUGGGUUUGUUUCAGAUUCUGGCUUCAAUUUUGCACCUGGGGAACAUUGAAGUGAAGGAUAGAGAUUCGGACAGCAGUAUUAUUCCACCGAAUAAUGGUCAUCUGAGUGUGUUUUGUGAAUUGAUGGGUGUGACAUAUCAAGACAUGUCUCAUUGGCUGUGUCAUAAGAAGCUGAAGACGGCAACUGAGACGUACAUAAAGCCCAUCCCCAAACUACAGGCCAUAAACGCCCGCGAUGCUCUCGCCAAACAUAUCUACGCCAAACUCUUCAACUGGAUCGUGGACCAUGUGAACAAAGCGCUGCAUUCUACGGUCAAACAGCACUCGUUCAUUGGAGUCCUAGACAUUUACGGGUUUGAGACUUUUGAAAUCAACAGUUUUGAACAGUUCUGUAUUAAUUAUGCCAAUGAGAAACUACAGCAACAGUUCAACAUGCAUGUGUUUAAGUUGGAGCAGGAAGAGUAUAUGAAAGAGCAGAUCCCCUGGACUCUCAUUGAUUUCUAUGAUAAUCAGCCAUGUAUCAACCUCAUCGAGGCCAAGAUGGGCAUCCUGGACCUGCUGGAUGAAGAGUGCAAGAUGCCGAAGGGUUCUGAUGACUCCUGGGCUCAGAAACUGUAUAACACUCAUUUGAAGACGUGUGCACUUUUUGAAAAACCACGGAUGUCCAAUAAAGCUUUCAUUAUUCAGCACUUUGCAGAUAAGGUGGAGUAUCAGUGUGAUGGUUUUCUGGAGAAGAAUAAGGACACAGUGAAUGAGGAGCAGAUACAUGUUCUGAAGGCCAGUAAGAAGUUUGACCUGCUGGUGGAGCUGUUCCAGGAUGAGGAGAAAGCUACAAGUCCGACUGGUGCUGCUCCUGCUACUGGAGGACGCACUCGCCUCAGCGUCAAACCAGUCAAGAACAAAGCAGGCCAAGCCAGCAAGGAACACAAGAAGACAGUCGGACUGCAGUUCCGGAAUUCUCUGCAGCUUCUGAUGGAGACACUGAAUGCGACUACACCACAUUACGUUCGCUGCAUUAAACCCAACGAUUACAAAUAUGCCUUCACGUUUGACCCCAAGAGGGCAGUUCAGCAACUGCGUGCAUGUGGAGUUUUGGAAACAAUUCGCAUCUCUGCAGCUGGUUUCCCAUCUAGGUGGACGUAUCAGGAGUUCUUUAGCAGGUAUCGUGUCCUGAUGAAACAAAAAGAUGUUUUGACAGACAGGAAGAUGACCUGUAAGAAUGUUCUGGAGAAACUGGUGCAGGACCCAGAUAAGUACCAGUUUGGCAAGACCAAGAUCUUUUUCCGCGCAGGGCAGGUUGCGUAUCUGGAGAAACUGCGUGCAGAUAAGCUGCGUGCUGCCUGCAUCCGCAUACAGAAGACCAUACGCUGCUGGCUGGCGCGCAAGAAGUACCUGCGCAUGAAACAUGCUGCCACAACCAUCCAGAGAUACGUCCGUGGAUACCAGGCCCGCUGUCUUGCGAAUUUCCUGCGACGCACACGUGCUGCGAUCGUCAUUCAGAAGUACCAGCGCAUGUAUGUCCAGAAAACGUGUUACAAACGCAAGCAGGCUGCCGCUCUGGCCAUGCAAUGCAUCCUCAGGGCAUACAUGGCCAGACAGCUGUACAAAGCGCUUCUGCGUGAGCACAAGGCCAUCAUCAUUCAGAAGAUGAUCCGUGGCUGGUUGGCCCGGCAGUGGUACAAGCGGACACUCGAAGCCAUCGUUUACCUGCAGUGCUGCAUCCGCCGCAUGCGAGCCAAGCGAGAACUCAAGAAACUCAAGAUCGAGGCACGUUCGGUGGAACACUUCAAGAAACUCAACAUUGGCAUGGAGAACAAGAUCAUGCAACUGCAGCGCAGGAUAGAUGACCAGAACAAGGAGAACCGUUCUCUCAGCGAGCGUUUGAACAGUCUAGAGAUCAGCCAUGCAGCGGAGUCCGAGCGUCUGCGUGUGGAAUUGACGCGUCUGCGAGGGGCAGAAGAGGACGCCAAAAACAACGCCAACAAAGUUACAUCUCUUCUGGAGGAGCUGGAGCGACUCCGCAAAGACCUGCAGAACACACAGAAGGAGAAGAAAGCCAUCGAGGACUGGGCACAAACCUACCAGGACGAGAUGGAAAAGAUGAUCUCAGAACUAAAGGAGCAAAACCACCUGCUGAAGAAUGAGAAAAACGACCUGAACCGACUGAUCCAGGAACAGAGCCAGCAGUGGACAGAGAAAAUGCAGAGGGCUCUGAAGGAGGAAACCCAGCAGUUAGAAUACGAUUUAAACGAGGAACGGUCUCGCUACCAGAAUCUUCUUACCGAACACCUCCGACUAGAGGAGAAAUACGACGAUUUGAAAGAGGAGAUCACACUCGCUGUAAAUGUUCCAAAACCUGGUCACAGGCGCACAGACUCCACGCACAGCAGCAACGAAUCAGAAUGCACCUACAAUUCAGAGUUUGCAGAGUCAGAGGAAGGGACCCGCGGAGGGGAGGACGUUUCCAAGGCCAUACUAGACAUGUCCCUGUUCCUAAAGCUGCAGAAGAGAGUAUCCGAACUAGAGCAAGAAAAACAGUCACUGCAGAACGAACUCGAUCGGAGAGAAGAGCAGUUUCAGCGGGCUAGAGCUAGGGACGAUGAGGAACAUAAGAAAGCACGUGGUGCUGAGCUGGAAUAUGAAUCUCUCAAGCGACAGGAGUUGGAGUCAGAGAAUAAGAAGCUCAAACAUGAUUUGAAUAAGAUGCGUCAGUCUCUGAGAGGCAGCGCUGAGGCCGGUUCUGCUGCUCCGGGUUCUCCUGUGUACACGGUCCUGCUGGAUCAGCUGAACGCCUCCAACGAGGAGCUGGAGGUGCGGAAGGAGGAGGUGCUCAUCCUGCGCUCUCAACUCGUCAGUCAGAAAGAGGCCAUGCAACAUAAGGAUGAGAAGGAGACAAUGACUGAACCGUUGCCGUACAUUGAGGAUGUGCAGAAGCUGACUGAUGCCAAGGAAAUCUCCCAGGCCUACAUGGGCCUUAAAGAGACCAACAGGUUGUUGGAGUCUCAGUUGCAGGCUCAGCGUCGGUCUCAUGAGAACGAGGUGGAGGCUUUGCGUGGAGAUUUGCAGAGUGUCAAAGAGGAGAAUAACCGUCAGCAGCAGCUGUUAGCUCAGAACCUGCAGCUUCCUCCAGAGGCUCGAAUCGAGGCCAGUCUACAGCACGAGAUCACGCGCCUCACCAACGAGAACCUGGAGCUUCACGCUGCUGAUCCAAAGGAGUAUAAAGCCUACAGAAUCAGCAUGUUACGCAGGAUGGUUGAUCUUAUGGAGCAACUGGAGAAACAGGACAAGACAGUCCGCAAACUGAAGAAACAGUUGAAAGUCUUCGCAAAGAAAAUCAAUGACCUGGAAGGUUGCCAGAUGGACGUGUCUCCAGGACAGACGGCCGACGAGCCUGUUCAUCCAGUGAACAUUCCACGCAGGGAGAAAGAUUUCCAGGGAAUGCUGGAAUACAAGAAAGAGGAUGAGCUCAAACUGGUCAAAAACCUCAUACUUGAGCUAAAGCCUCGUGGUGUGGCAGUGAAUUUAAUACCAGGUCUGCCGGCAUACAUCCUCUUCAUGUGUCUGCGUCAUGCCGACUACAUUAAUGAUGACCAGAAAGUCCGAUCUCUACUCACCUCCGUCAUCAACAGCAUCAAGAAGAUCCUCAAGAAAAGAGGUGAUGAAUUUGAGACUGUUUCCUUCUGGUUGUCCAACACAUGUCGUUUCCUGCACUGCCUGAAACAGUACAGUGGCGACGAGCAAUUCAUGAAGCAUAACACUUCUAAACAGAAUGAUCACUGUCUCUCCAACUUUGACCUGGCCGAGUACCGGCAGGUUCUGAGUGAUCUGGCCAUUCAGAUCUACCAACAGCUCAUCAAGUGUAUGGAGAACAUCCUGCACCCCAUGAUCGUCUCUGGCAUGCUGGAACAUGAAACCAUCCAGGGCGUGUCUGGGGUGAAGCCAACAGGUCUCCGUAAGAGGACGUCCAGUAUUGCUGAUGAGGGGACAUACACAUUGGACUCCAUCAUCCGGCAGCUCAACUCCUUCCACUCCAUCAUGUGUCAGCACGGAACCGACCCAGAGCUCAUCAAACAGGUGGUCAAGCAGCAGUUCUACAUCAUUGGUGCUGUCACCCUUAACAACCUGCUGCUGCGUAAAGACAUGUGCUCCUGGAGCAAGGGCAUGCAGAUCAGGUAUAACGUGAGUCAGCUGGAGGAGUGGCUGAGAGAUAAGAACCUCAUGACAUGCGGUGCGAAAGAGACGCUGGAGCCAUUGAUUCAGGCCGCACAACUACUGCAGGUCAAGAAGAAAACCGAUGAGGAUGCUGAGGCCAUCUGCUCCAUGUGUAACGGCCUCUCUACAGCACAGAUUGUGAAGGUGCUGAACUUGUAUACGCCUGUCAACGCGUUUGAAGAGCGUGUGUCAGUACAGUUCAUAAGAACAAUACAGACACGUUUACGGGAUCGAAAGGAGUCGCCUCAGCUUCUGAUGGACACCAAAGUCAUCUACCCCGUGACCUUCCCCUUUAACCCCUCCUCCCUGGCCCUGGAAACAAUUCAGAUACCCAGCAGCCUCAAUGUGGGCUUCCUCACUCGUGUGUAGACCCGUCAAUCACCUCACCUCAACCAUUCACACGGCAGGAACAGGGAGCCAAAAUAUAUAAAUAAAUAAAAAAUGAUGAUUAUAGGUAAAUAAGCCACACACUUAAAGAGAAUGCAAUAUAGAUCAUGUCAUCAAUCCUUCUUUUUGCACUUCUUCAUCACUUUUAUUUAUUCAAUAAAAGAGUGAAUCUCACAAAACCUGUCAAGCACGUUUUCAGAUCACAAUUGACCUCAAAAUCAAAAGAAACACAUAAGCUAUAUUUUGUUUAAAUAAAAUGAAGCUCAUCUUUAGGACAAUUAAUAUUUUGACAUUGUUAUUUUAAUGGCAAUUAAGCACUUUCCCCAAAAAUUCUUAUUACUGAAAUGCAAAAAAAAAAAAACAUCUUAUUGUAAUGUGAAAACAAAUAUAUUAUUUACAUAGUAUAGUAUUUGCUAACAUAUGCUGAUUAAAAUAGUAAUUAAAAUUCACUUGAAUGCAGUAAUUAAUUAAUAAUUAAUACCAUGAUUUAUUAUGAAUAAAAAUUAUUAAUGAGAAUCAACACUGAGAAUAAUGUCAAUGACAGAAAUGCUCAAAACUCAUAUCCACAGCAAUGCAAAAAAAACACAAAAAAAAACAGAAAAAUCUGUUCUUCAUUUACUUCAUGGAAAAUAUAUUCUUAUAUUUUCUUUUGAUUGCGGGACCUGGAUAUUUUUGUGAGAUUUCACCUCUUAAACUGGAAUAUUUCAGAGAUGUUUCACUUAUUGAAUGUUACGAAAGGAACAAUAAAGGUCAAAAUAACACUAAUGCCUUUUCAGAUCACAACCAGAAUAAGUUCACGGGGCUGUAUAAUCGUACACAUAUAAAUGUUUAUAAAUAUGUAUGAUGCUAGGAUAUUUUAUUUAUUGCUUUACCCUGUCAGAUUUUUUUUUUCUCUUAGAUGCUAGCUAACAUGGAUAUCCAGUUGCGGAACAUACUCUAGUCCUCUGCACUCAUCCAUAUCAAAAUAAUAACUUAGACUCAGUAAAAAAAACAAAAAAAAAACCUUGGAGCUCAGCUGACUUCAUUAACGUAGGUGUUUAUUUGUUAGUUGCGUGUGGUGAUGUUGAUUAGCUAAUAAGUAAUCAUGUCUGGUGUAACUCUGGCGGAAAGAAAACUUAGCAUCCAUGCACUGAGCUUAUCCCUUCCUCAAGAGCUUCCUCAAGUUUACAUCUCUGAUCUUCAGGAAUCAUUUCUAAAGAGAUGGUACAGUCCAGACCCAGUGCAUGAUGGGAUUGUUUGGGUUUGCAUAAUACCGACCAGCUCUGUCAGCAUCGAACAUAUCAAGAACACGAGAUCCGUGUUCCACAGCUUUCAGCAGAGCUAGAGCUGGUUCAGGUGGGAUCUAGACUCCUGAAUGCGGUUUAAUGAAGCCUCUAACAUUUUAUUGGUUAGUGAAUCUCAUGAAGAAAUGUCCCAGGGAAAUAUCAAAUGAAACAAAUAACAAAAACGGUUUUUGCACUAAGAACAUUAAGCCUAUUUUAUGAAGAUUAUGAUUUCAUUGUUGCAUUAUUUUCAUCACAAAUAAGCAUAUUUUAAUCCCAAAUUCUCACUAUUGUAAUGCAGUGAUAUAUAUUACCAUUACCUUACAUGUGUACUUUACAAUUUAAAUAUCAUAAUUUAUAAUUUUUUGUAUUACAGUAAUGAGAAUUGAUGGAGAAAUGGCCUUCAUUUUGCAAAUGGGCAAACAAAAAAAAAACAUAAUAUUGGUCAGUUUACAGUAAUA